GAACGCGGUGCAUUAGGCCUUAGGCUUGACCAAAGUGAUCAUUACUAACAGUUUCUUAGCAGAAUUCCUAAGCCACAGCCAUUCAUGAAGACAUGAGUCCUCGAAAAAUUGCAAGUUCAAGGCGGGCAACGUGGUUAGCCUUUGGCUUGGUGGCACUCGCUGCGUUCUCUGCCUCAGCCCAGCCUCAAACCGAUAGUAUAGAAACCACUCCCCUGGAACGGGAACACGGUGUGCAAGUCCCAAAUGACGCUACCGUAUAUUCGGAACCAGAGUUCGACCAGGGUGCAGAGGCGACGAGAGCAUACAAGUCUGCUUUAUUCACACUUUCUAACCUCACCGCACAUCCGCCGUCGCAUACCCAUGACGUAUUCUCCCAACCGACCACUACAACGCCCUCUCUUCUCUCUGCGCUCCUCCCAAAUCCACAAGGACAAGGUCCUCUAGGAAGCGCAAUCCGCAUAGCAAUGAAACUUCGUCAACAAUUCUUUCUUUUCCGUCUGUUCAGUGGACCCAGUGGAAGUGCUGCGAGAAGAAAAGAUGAGGAGAUGCGCGGCAAGGCAAUAAAAGUGGUGGAUUUGCUGCAACACUCUGCUGAGCUAGGGAACCUGGAUGCGCUUUUUACGCUUGGGUAUAUAUCUCUGUUCCCUCCAAGCUCCCAUUUCCCUUCCGACCCUGAACUCGCAUAUGAUUCACUCUCGCACCACGCAGCACUGACAGGCAACGCUUCCUCGCAAGCUCUUCUCGCAUUUUUCCAUGCAACAGGUUACGCUGAUGUCGUCCCCAUCGACCAAGCCCAAGCAUUAUUGUAUUACACAUUUGCUGCUCAGGGCGGCCACAAGGGUGCACAGACGGCUCUGGGAUAUCGAUACUGGAGCGGUAUUAGCACAGUCGAAGACUGCGGGCGCGCAGUUGAAUGGUACGAGGCUGCCGCAGAUGAAGCGAUGUCAAUGUUCCUGUCUGGUCCUCCUGGUGGCAGGACCCUGCCACUGACCGCAACGCGACUGUCUGAUCUAGAUGGGGGUGUGUUCGGGCCGGGCGCCAGCGUUGCAUCCACCGGCUUGAAUGUUAUUAAGCCCGCAGUUAAGGCUGGCCUAGCACACACUGCUGGUGAGACGUGGGACGACGUUCUCGAGUACUACAUCUUCAACGCCGACAGAGGAGAAACAGACUUUGCAUUCAAGUUAGGGAAGAUCUAUUACCAGGGUAGCAUCUAUGCUUCUGCGGGUGGUAUCGGCUCUGGCUCGGAAGGCGUUGGACGUGUCCCUCAGGACUUCCAACAAGCACAGUCUUACUUCCUCCAGAUCGCACGGCAGGUCUGGCCUCGUGACCCUGCGAACCCAUUGCAGCAUAACACACCUGGCUACAAGGCAGAAAACAUCAAGCAACCUGGAUACGCAGCAAAGAGCGCGGCAUAUCUCGGGCGGAUGUAUCUCCGGGGCGAGGGCGUGAAGCAAGACUAUGAAAUGGCCAUGAUGUGGUUUGAACGAGGGGUCGAGUUUGAGGAGAAGGAGUGCCACAAUCUAUUGGGUACCAUGUGGAGAGACGGGCUAGUGCCUGGACGCCAUGAUAUGAAGAAAGCCCUUGGGUACAUCAACAGGGCCGCAGGUCAGGAACUCGCAGAGGCUCAUGUCAAUCUUGGAAAGUACAACUACUACCGCGGCGAAUUCAAACUCGCCAUCACGUACUUCGAAACUGCAGUACGCUUUGGCUCGACGUUUGAGGCUCACUUUUACCUUGCGAAGAUCCACACCCUGAACAUGCGUAUUGCAAAUCAAGAUUUUGCAGCAGGCUUCUGCGCUUCUGCGGUUUCAUUCUUCAAACUCGUCGCCGAGCGGGGAGUUUGGGAUGAUGACCUCCUGACAGACGCCGAAGCUGCCUGGUAUAGCGGCACCGAGCGUGGCAAGGAAAUUGCGAUCCUGAAAUGGUGGGUUGCGGCAGAGAGGGGGUCUGAGAUGGCUCAGAAUAAUCUAGCUUACGUUCUAGACCAAGAUCGGAGCAUGCUUCGUCUCACGCGGUUUGCCCCUAUCGAGGCGUCCAAUGAUACUGCUCUCCUCGCCCUCACUCAGUGGACACGUUCCGCUGCACAACGCAACAUUGAUGCACUGGUUAAAGUCGGCGAUUACUAUUACCACGGCCUUGGCGUCCCAGAUGAGCCUGAGGCACUUAGAUGGGAAAAAGCGGCCAAGUACUAUCAGAGCGCUGCUGAUACGCAAGUCAGUGCGUUGGCGAUGUGGAAUCUGGGCUGGAUGUAUGAGAAUGGCAUCGGCGUACCUCAGGAUUUCCAUCUUGCGAAGAGGCAUUAUGAUUUGGCGGUCGAGACAAAUAGUGAGGCAUACCUGCCUGUGCUGCUCUCUCUGGUGAAGUUGUAUGCCCGGAGUCUUUGGUACACCCUUCAGGGUGGCAAGGAUGGUCUUAAUUUGUGGACAUAUGAUGCGGAUAAAAUGUCCGUAGCAGAAAGGGCUCGCUUGAAGCGGGAAAUAGAUAGCGGUUCCAAAGAAACGCCUCAAAAGGACGGCAGUGCUCAACCUGCCCUCCACAAGGAGGACAGGGCUGUCGAAGAGUUUGAGGAUGAUGGAAAUCCGUGGUAUCUAGGUAAAGCCAGUGAGGAUUUCCGUAGACGAAGGCAGGGCGAAGCCGCCCGUACAGCUGCUGCGGCUGAAGAGGAAGAUGACCCAGUCCAAUGGGCACGAGAGAGAAGGAACGCGGAAAAUGAAAGGGAUUCUGAUUUUGGUCCCGAGGACUAUUUUGAGGGUGCUCUUCGUGGUGGACACCAAAGGGAGGAAGAAGUGGACGAAUUUACGGAGACGAUGCUGUUGGUGGCUUUAUGUGCUCUUGUUGCGAUCCUGAUCUACGUCCGCACGCGGAUUGUGCAUAGAGCCAGAGGGCAAGAGCAGGAACAGCAGCAAGAUCGGGGGGGUCAGAGAGAUUUGGGGGUGUUCCCGCCACCAGGUGAUCCAGCCCGGCAGGAAUGGAAUAUCGCGCAUUAGGGUAUUGCACGUUCUUCAUUGUGGUUGUAAGUAUAUAGCCAUGACAGCACACCAAAACGUAGCUUUGGGUCAUUAGAUCCGGUUUGAAACCUUCUAAGUACAAGUCUUGCC
Suillus clintonianus is the source of this 3098-nucleotide messenger RNA. RefSeq lists its product as uncharacterized. Gene Ontology annotation, cellular component: endoplasmic reticulum membrane. The record is from RefSeq and is a predicted model, not a curated record. Bases 93 to 2987 code for a protein of 964 amino acids. Lineage: Eukaryota; Fungi; Basidiomycota; Agaricomycetes; Boletales; Suillaceae. Gene Ontology annotation, biological process: ERAD pathway. The transcript has 12 exons. Gene Ontology annotation, molecular function: protein binding.